This is a messenger RNA of Daucus carota subsp. sativus, 1068 nucleotides long. RefSeq lists its product as uncharacterized. The transcript has 2 exons. Lineage: Eukaryota; Viridiplantae; Streptophyta; Magnoliopsida; Apiales; Apiaceae. Bases 1 to 1068 code for a protein of 355 amino acids. The record is from RefSeq and is a predicted model, not a curated record.
AUGGAAGGAUUGUCUAGUGGUCAGGUGCUACAAGCUGCUGAAAUACUUAUGGGCGAGCCGCCUAAAUUAAAGAUCUUUUACCAUGCCGAUGCAGAGUUGAGAAAAGAAUAUAUUCAUCGUCUUUUAUUAGCUAAAAUGAAUGAUGAUGAAAAUGAACAUGUUCAGCCUCAAGUAAGCCAAUUUGUGCAAGUGGAACCUCAAAUAGUCCCUAAUGUUGCAGUGGAACCUGAAAAUGUUGUAAAUUUUGAACAUUAUCUUGGCUUGCGUCGCCAAAUACGCGAGUAUCCAAAGGAACAAUGGAAUGAAGUUUGUCGAGAAUAUCUCAAGAUUGGGCCAUAUCGGUGGAGUCUUAAACGUGAUGAUUAUCCACUAACCAAAGCUGAAGGAGAUAAGCCGAAUCGAAGAUUUAACCCUUCAUGGUAUGAAAGAUUUCUUGAAUAUGCUCCAUCAAAAGAUCGAGCUUAUUGUUUACCAUGUUUUUUUUUUGGAAAAAAUCCACCAAGAAGUGAAACAUAUACGGUGAAGGGGUUUAAAAAUUGGAAGAGAAUUUCAUCUGCAAAAGAAUGUUCUUUUUCACAACAUGUAGGAGUUCCUUGCUCACAACAUAAUAUUGCGGUGAGCUCCUGUGAAAAUUUGAUGAAGCCUUCUCAACAAAUUGACAAUGUAAUGCGAGUACGAUAUCAGGAAGAAGUUCUAAGGAACCGUUUGCAUGUUGAGGCAAUAAUUAGAUGUGUUCGUUGGCUGGCAUUACAAGGAUGUGCAUUCAUAGGUAAUAAUGAAUCUCUUAGCUCAGAAAAUUGUGGAAACUUCAUUGAAUUGCUAAAGUUUAUGGGAGAGUUAAAUAAUGAUAUUGGCUUGGCUAUUAGGGGAAAUGCUCCAAGGAAUGCCACUUAUACUAGUCCCCUCAUUCAGAAGCAAGCUUUACAUCUCCUAGCUAAUAGUGUGAGAAAUCAAAUACGUAAAGAGAUUGGAAAUGCAAAAUUUUGCAUUCUUGUUGAUGAAGCCCGAGAUAGUUCUACUGAAGAACAAAAGGGGAUUAUUAUUAGAUCAUUGAUGAUAGUGGUCUAG